GGGGCAUAAUGAACAGUUUUGGUGUUUUUCAGACAUAUUACGAAAGUUUACUCCCAGACUCUAGUCCUUCCGCUAUCUCGUGGAUCGGCUCUAUUCAAGUCUUUCUUCUGCGAUUUGUGGGUGUAAUCACAGGACCACUUCACGACAUAGGAUACUUUCACACAUUGAUUGGCACUGGGACUUUCCUCGUCGUAUUUGGAACAAUGAUGACAAGUCUAGGGACACAAUAUUGGCACUUCCUACUCGCGCAAGGGUUUUGCGUCGGUCUCGGAGCCGGUACGCUCUUCAUGCCGUCUGUAAGCAGCCUCCCGCAGUACUUCUCAACGAAAAGAGGUUUAGCUGUCGGUGUGGCGGCGACAGGGAGUAGUCUAGGGGGAGUGUUGUACCCAAUUAUAUUCCGGAAGCUGGAAGCUUCAAUUGGACUCGGAUGGGCAGUGCGAGUCUUGGCUUUUCUUUCUCUGGCUACCGGCAGCAUCUCAUUGUCCGUCAUGCGACUCCGACAUCACCCAUCGCUGUCGCGAAUAGGAAAUUCUCCCUCGCCAAACACAUCUUCAAAUGCUGCGGGAACCAAGAAGCAGACUCGUACAUUGCUGGACCUUACUGCAUUCAAAGAAGCCCCUUACGACUUUUUUUGUGUGGCAAUUUUCUUGGGAUGCGUCUCCUUUUUCAUACCCAUCUUUUACAUUCAGUCCUAUGCUCAAAGUACCUCUUCGUCCGGACAUUCUAUUCCGACUUCUCUCACAACCUACCUCCUGGCGAUCCUGAAUGCAAGCUCUAUCAUUGGUCGUCUGAGUUCUAGAUUUCUUGACCGGCAUGCAGGACCUGUCAAUAUGCUAAUGCUGACCUCGAUUCUUACCGGCACUCUGUCACUAUGCUGGAUUGCAAUACCACCAUCCUCUGAGGGUGGCUUGGUUACUUUUGCAGUCCUGUACGGAAUUUUCAGCGGUGGAUUUAUCUCAUUGCCAGCUGUUGCAGUGGCAAGCUUGACAACGGAUAUGAGGCGACUUGGAACCAGGCUGGGUAUGAACUCUGCGAUUGGAGGUUUUGGGAGUCUAUGCGGAACUCCUAUUGCGGGAGCAAUCUUAGAUGGAAGUGGUGGUUGGAUUGGCUUGAAGGUCUUUGCAGGAGUGUCGAUGCUAGCCUGCAGGCUUCCCCGCCGAUAUUAAAUUAUUCGAUAAUAUCGUGCCGAUAUCGAAUCCGUUGAAUGAAUAAAAAAUAUCGUAUCGUCCAAAUUAGGAAGUACGAUAUUGAAUGAAUAAUCGAAUAUAUCGCAU
Messenger RNA from Mollisia scopiformis, 1274 nucleotides. Its product is annotated as MFS general substrate transporter. The record is from RefSeq and is a predicted model, not a curated record. The transcript has a single exon. Gene Ontology annotation, biological process: transmembrane transport. The coding region runs from base 9 to 1166 and encodes 385 amino acids. Lineage: Eukaryota; Fungi; Ascomycota; Leotiomycetes; Helotiales; Mollisiaceae. Gene Ontology annotation, cellular component: fungal-type vacuole membrane. Gene Ontology annotation, molecular function: transmembrane transporter activity.